GUUCUAUAGAUUACAUCAGUGACCCCUUUAAAUCUCAAAUGUCUGGGACAAAGAUAUUUGACACUAAAAUGGAAGACUAAGGUACAUGGUUUUAUAUGGAAAAAGUCUUCUGAAAACACAAUGGCAUUGAGUUCCUGCUGCUUAGGGCUGCCAAGACAAUGUGAAUAAAAAAACAAACAUUCAAAGCCUUGAAACUAAUUCUAGGCACAUUAUAUAUCCCUCAUCAGGAAUAAUCUGUGAAUAUGAAACCAAUUAUACCCAAACAAUCCCUUUUUCCCUUGACUAAAUCGAUGAAAUCGUUAAGACACUUAGGACUUAUUAGACAAGUGCGUCAAAGCGCAGAGAGCCCUCCCUUCACCAGAUUCCAACCAGCCGGCCCCUCUCUCCUUGGAGGACGUAGGGUACCAGAUUAGCUGGUGUAAACCAGGAAAGGCCGGACGACAUCCCCCAUAGAGUGUGGAAAACCUGCGCGUUGGAACUCAUACCCAUUCUUCACCGGCUCUUCUGCUAAUCCUAAAAACCUACCACAACAUCAACCCUCUGGAAUAUCGCAACAUUAAUUCCAGUGCCUGAAAAACCCUGACCCACAGAAUUCAACUAUCACCGCCCCAUUGCCCCCACAUCUAAUGAAUGCAUGGAUGAAAUAGGGCCUUUUGAGUGGGAUACCCAUUCCCUCCUGAGCAGGGCCGUCACUGACAUUUUGGGGGGCAGUAUGAGAACAAACACCCCCCGGUUAUAAUGAUAACCGAUGAACUUCUGAGGAUCUGAUAUAUUUACAAUGAUCUUUAUAGUUAGAAAACUAAAUAUGCAGUAUUAAAAAAUACAGAGAAAAAUACUAUUAAGGGAAAGCAAAAGCCCAAAAAAGGAAAAAGGGUUUUAGGAGGUUAUUUUGGUUCAGAGGAGAACUUUAGCAAAUGGGGGCAAAGGGGCAGGAGCCCGGGCCCCUGAGGGCCCCCUCCUGUCUGCUCCCAAGACUGUAUCUGGUGAUGAUGACAAUGUACUGUCAGGGUGAGGCAUAAAGCUGCCCCACACAUCACACUGAACAGAGGGAGAGAAAGAGACAUAAACACAUAAAGAGAGAGGAGCUAUUGUCAAGCUCUCUAACAUCACUUGGACAUCAAACCAUGGACUCUAACAUGACUAUUGUGAGACCAGCAUACUUCAUUAUCAGGGGCUUUUCAGGCACCCCUCAUAUUAACUACUACUAUUUCUUUUUACUGGUGCUGUACAUCAUGUCAGUGGUGGAAAACGGGGUGGUGAUGGCCUUGAUCUGCUUAGACCAGAGUCUCAAGACUCCAAAGUAUAUUGCUGUGUUCAACUUGGCGUUUGUAGACGUGGUCGGCAGCUCCGCCCUGGUGCCCAAGGUUUUUGACACGUUCUGGUUCGACCACAAGAAAAUCACUUACAGCAACUGCUUAACCUAUGAGUUUUUUAAUUUCUUGACUCUCACCAUGCAGUCUCUUAAUCUGGUUGUACUCUCCUUCGACAGGCUAGUGGCGAUCACCUUUCCAUUGCGUUAUCAGAUCAUUGUGAGUCUGAAGACCAUGUUCUCACUGGUAGCUGCUUGCUGGAUUAUUGCCAUCCUUGUCAACUUGAUAGCUGUAGGGCUUCUAACACGACUGUCCUACUGCAGGUCUGUUGUUAUCAACAGCUAUUUCUGUGACCAUGGGCCGCUCUAUCGACUUGCCUGCAAUGACUAUCGGCCCAAUCAUAUCAUUUCCAUAGUGUUACCAGUUUUAAUUAUUUGGGCUCCAUUGCUCUUUAUCUUGAUAUCUUACAUGUGCAUUGGUGCAGCUUUGGCUAAAAUAUCUGGAGGACAGGAUAGGAUGAAGGCUUUUAAAACAUGCAGUGCCCAUAUAAUGUUGGUGAUUAUUUAUUAUUUACCUAUUCUGGUCACUUUUAGUGUUGCCGCUAAAAUGCCUCGCAAUGCAAGGAUAAUUUGUCUUUCUCUUGCAGCAGUCAUACCUCCAGCGUUUAACCCACUUAUUUAUGUUCUACAGACUCAGGAAAUCAAACUUUCUCUGAAAAAGGUGUUCAAAAGAAUGAAGCAAUCAAAAAUUGCAGUGAAGUAG
This is a messenger RNA of Gadus macrocephalus (Pacific cod), 2072 nucleotides long. RefSeq names its product olfactory receptor 2A12-like. The transcript has a single exon. The record is from RefSeq and is a predicted model, not a curated record. The coding region runs from base 1125 to 2072 and encodes 315 amino acids. Gene Ontology annotation, cellular component: membrane. NCBI's taxonomy places the organism in Eukaryota, Metazoa, Chordata, Actinopteri, Gadiformes, Gadidae. Gene Ontology annotation, biological process: G protein-coupled receptor signaling pathway. Gene Ontology annotation, molecular function: olfactory receptor activity; G protein-coupled receptor activity.